AUGGCAAAUAAAAUAUUAGAUCCAAUCUUUAGAUUAUACGAUCCGAUUCGUUAUUCAUUUAACAAGAAAAAAGAGGAUUAUAUUAUCAUCUCUCCCACUGUUGGUUCUAAAUCCCAAUUGAAUGAUGGUGGUAGAAUUACUUUCGAAAUAAAUUCAUUAUCGAAUUGGUUGCUUCUUUCCGAUGCUUAUUUCAGAUGCGAUUUCAAAAUCAAAGACGCCAUUCAGAAUCAAGUUCCACAAACAAAUACAACGUUAGAAAACAAUUUCUUUCCAUCUUUAUUUAGCGAGAUGGUUUUGGAAGCUGGUUCAAAUCCGAUAGAAACAAUCAAACAUCCUGGGGAAUUCGACACAAUGUUGCAAACAGUUUUAUAUCCUAAAGAUUUCGAUUCAGUUUCAGGCUGGAUACCCGAUGUUGGUGAUGGAAGUAUUUUAAAGGAACCGGUAAGAAAUAUUGCAAAUGAUGCCGAUUUAGCUAGAGUGAGAGCUGUUGCUCGAAACACAAUAGAAAGAGUAGGACGAGUUGCUAAUCAUGGAUUCGAAAAACGAGUACUUCAGUACAAUAAUGUUGUUGAGAAUAAUAGGUGGGGUAAUUACGUAAAUUGGAAAUUAUAUCCUUUAUUCGGUCUGUUGGAACAUAGAAAAGUUUCCAUAGGCUUACCAUAUAAAAUUCAUCUACAAAGAGAAAUAAACGACGAUAAGAUAUUCUUUGCACCAAAAGUCAAAUACAACAUCGUUUUGACUUCUGAUGGUGUCUUAAAAGAAAAGAAAACGUUUAAAGGUUAUUCUAAUGAUAAGAUAAGUGUAGAAGAUUACGUUCAGUUAGCAAGCGGACAUGAUGUGUCGAACAAAUUUAAUAAACCGUGGGAAAAAAGUUUCACCAAUGGAGUAGUUAUUCCAAAUGAUAAACAAACUAAAGUUUUUAGAAGUUAUUUGAAUAAUGUUAAAAGAAAACCACCAAACAGUGAAAGGAUUAUGUAUCCUUACAACGACAAAGAUGAGUAUAGUUUUGACGAAAACUAUGAAUUUGAUGAUUUCGAUUAUCUUACUAUUCACCGUUGA
Molecule: messenger RNA, 1059 nt
Organism: Lottia gigantea (owl limpet)
Lineage: Eukaryota; Metazoa; Mollusca; Gastropoda; Lottiidae
Exons: 2
Coding region: 1-1059 (352 amino acids)
Source: RefSeq, a predicted model, not a curated record